AUGAGUUUCACAGUUGUAGACGAAUUAUUUACAGUCAUUUUUAGUACAAACAAUGAGUAUCCUAAGCGAGCUGACCCGGAAGUUAUUCCGGAAAACCAGUUUGAAAUCCUCCAGGAAGUGCUUUCGGACGCUGAUCAUAAUUAUCUCCGCAUGAUGUGUGAUAAUUUCCAAGAAAAACCAGAAAGUGUGAAAAAUUUCAUUAACAAAGCCAUGGAAAAACGCGAUUAUCCCAAAUUGAAAGAUUACCAACAGAAACAACAACAAUCAAAACAACAGAAGCAAUACACGCGUGAUUUUAAUGUGAAAAAUUUUGUGAAAAUUAUCCCCAAUCCGGAGGAGUUUUUCAAUGAAAAGUCAAGAACACUGCAAGUGGACCCAUGGGAUAUGCUUUAGUUUAGUCCUGAAAGAAAUACAGGAGGAUUAUGGAUAUCUUUUUACACAAUUGGGGCGUUCGGAUUAGGUACA
This is a messenger RNA of Tribolium madens (black flour beetle), 465 nucleotides long. RefSeq lists its product as uncharacterized. NCBI's taxonomy places the organism in Eukaryota, Metazoa, Arthropoda, Insecta, Coleoptera, Tenebrionidae. The transcript is spliced from 3 exons. The record is from RefSeq and is a predicted model, not a curated record. Bases 1 to 393 code for a protein of 130 amino acids.